AUGCGCAAAGACGCAGCCGCCACCGGCGCUGCCACCUGCUUGCGGGUGCGGGAGCUGGGCCUCAAGGGUCGUUGGCAAGAAGCCUUGCAGCUCUUAGAGGGCUUGACGCCUUCCGAGAUCGAUGGAGUCACCUACACCGCUUCGAUGUGGGCAUGCGUGAAGUCUGAGCAAUGGGAGCAUGCAGUGAGGCUUUUUGAGGAGAUGCAGCAGCAGUUCCGUGUUCACAACGACACAGUGUCCUGUAAUGCAGCCCUUUGCGCUUAUCAGCAAGCUGGGCGUUGGGAAGAUGCCUUGAAGCUGCUGCAAGAGAUGCAGUCGUCCGCAGAUGUGAUCAGCUACACCGCUUGCCUCAAUGCCUGUGCAGAUGCUAACCAAUGGGCGCAAGCCUUUGCCGUGCACUCCUCGAUGUUGCAAGGCGGAGUGGCAGCGACCUCCAGUACUUGCAAUGCAGUGGUGAGAAGCAGCAGAGAUGGAGCGGCCUGGAAGAAGCAGCUCCAGCUCCUGGAAGAGAUGAGGUUCCGGAACCUUCAACCAGAUGCUGCUGCCUUGAAUGCUGCGGCCAGCGCUUGUAGCCAAGCAGGGGAAUGGAGGUCGGCUCUGGAGAUGAUGUCCUCCAUGUGGCAGCGAGCUUUGCAACCCGAUGACAAGGCCUUCUGCGACGUCAUAGACGUUUGCGGGCGCUGCGGCCAAUGGCAGGAGGCCUUGCGCAUCUUCGAUCUUCAUCGAGCCACCGCCUUGGCGCCCUGCGCGGCGGUCCAUGCCGCAGCCAUGCGCGCGUGUGGGGGGGCUCGCUGGCCCAUGGCGCUGCAGCUCUUGGAGCAGCUCUGGGAAACGCAGACGCCCGACGUCGCGUGCUACGAGGCGGCGCUCCACUGCUGCGAGGAAGCACGUGCCUGGACGGAGGUGGAGAGGCUCUACGAAGAGAUGUUGAGCUACAACUUGGAACCCGGGGAAGUCAGCGACAAGGCGGUUGCAGCAGCAGUUGCUACGACUGGCAACUGGGAACGUGGCUUGAAGCUUUUGGAGAAGCGUCAGGCGGGCGUGGUCACACCACACCGGCGCCUUGAAGUGGUGAAUCUGGUGGAGACCACUGCAGAUCAGACCAGGACAGCGCGGAAGUCAUUGGUAACGUGGCAAGAGCUUGUGCCGAAGGACAUCAAUGGCAAAAAGUGUUGGAGCUGCUGGAGGACAGAUCAUUUCGAUUUGAAUGUCUUCGGAAAGCCUCGCUGUGCGGCAUCAAGCAUUCUCCGACUCUCUCAGAUUGGCGCCAACCUCGCAUGGUAUGGUUUUGGAUGCUACGCUCAUGACUUCAAUGGCAGCUCAGGCUCACCACAAUGCGCCGCUGGCAACCCUGCCGACUGGUGCGAGGUUUGUUCGUCAAGCAACCCUGCCGAUUGGUGCGAUGACCAGUGGUGCUAUGUAGAUGAGAAGAACUGCAGUAUCACUCAUGAGGAAACACAACCUCUUGGCAGAUUUUGGUCCUACACGACAUGUGGCUACCGGGACCUGUUCUCCUUGGAGAACAUUACCGAGUCGAUCCGUGGUAAGACUCUUCGUGUUCUCUACAUUUCAAACACCGGCGGCUGGAAGGGGAACUAUUGCACAGGUGUGAAAGGCCAACCCUGCGUGGGUGAGCGAGGGUUUGGCCCCGUGCAACGGCUUUUCCAAGUGACCAGCGCUUCGGCGGGUUUUCACGUGGAGCAAAAGGAGCUGGUUCCUUCAGCGGUCAAAGACCAGUUGGAACGUGUUCUCCCUGGCGGGGGAACCUUUGACUUGUGCCCGUGGGGUACUGGAAUGGGCUACUUCGAUGUGUGCAUGACCUCUACGGUGAUGCUUCCCCGUCGUGUGGAUGCCUCUCAUUUCAUUGCUUUGUGGGCUGAGCCAACGAUUCUUGUGGGGCCUGUGUCAACCAAAGAGCAGGACAUGGACUUCGGUGCCAUGAUUGUGACAGCCUUCAAACCCUUUAGUCUUAGUCUUUGGCUCGUGUUCUUGAGCGUUUCCUUGUGUUUGGCUUGGAUCAUCUCGAUCAUUGAGCUUGAUACUGGGGGUCAGUUUGGCGAUUCGGACGAGGAUUCGGACCCAGGUUGUUUGGGGUUUCUUGGUGAUUGUCUCUACUAUUCCUUCCUCGGCACAGUGCAGUUCAGCACAGUCUUAGAGCCAAAGACCCUCGGGGGGCGCAUUCUGUCCCUGGGUCUGGCGUUUUGGCUCCUCCUUGCAGUUUGUGGCUACACAGCCUCCUUGGCUUCUUUCUUCGUGGUGUCACAACGUUUGCAUUCUCCCAUCGACGACCUCUCGGAUGCGAUCCGACUCAAUUACAAGAUUUGUGUGCAUCGGACGGAGAGAACUUUAGCCUUGGACACGGGCGUGCUGGAGUCCAACCUAGUGAUUCUAAGCCAACGCUCUGAUGUCCUCACUGGUGUGGGCAGUUCCUGCCAAGCAGCUGUGCUUCGCCAGGAGGACUUUGAAGCGGCGCAAGCGGCCAAUGGAGGGAGUUUUUGCCACCUCGGACGGAUCGGCGAUCCGGUACACUCUGCCAUGAUAGGCAUUCCAGUGUCAAAGCAAUGGGUGUGGCCGCUGCGCCAUGCCAUCAUGACCAGCAUUCAAGCAGGAGAAUGGCAGAAGGCCCUCGACAACUACAGGCCCAAAGAUUAUUGCACUGCUUUGCAGGCCGAGGCUGAGGCCAAGGCAGAGCCAGCAGCUUUGGAGGUUGCGGGCAUGAGUGGACCUUUGAUGAUUACGUUGGCCAUUACAGUUCUGGGCUGCGCGCUGCAAGGGCUGUAUUGGUGUUACCGGGAGGACCCACCAUGUUGGCGGCCCCGACGGCGGGGGGAGGAGCAACCCAAGGUGCAGCUCAGCAACGAGGCGCUUCGGCAAGUUCAGGAGAUGCACAAGGGCCUCAAGAAGGACCUCCAGAGCGAUCUCACUGAAGCCUUGCGCAAAUUUUGCCACGCCAUCGCCGCCAAGGCACCCUUCCCGCCAGCCAGUUCCAACGAACUGGCAGAACUUCGUCAAGGACAGGUGGACUUGAGCAGCCAGCUGAAACAGGUGCAGGAUCUACUUGCUACCGACGUUCUUGUAAAGCGACUUCGAUACCAGGAUGCGGAGGAGGUAGUGCUGAAUGACUCCGUGUGA
This is a messenger RNA of Durusdinium trenchii, 3132 nucleotides long. The record is from the annotation of a GenBank genome assembly. Lineage: Eukaryota; Dinophyceae; Suessiales; Symbiodiniaceae.